Schistosoma bovis is the source of this 1074-nucleotide messenger RNA. Lineage: Eukaryota; Metazoa; Platyhelminthes; Trematoda; Strigeidida; Schistosomatidae. The record is from the annotation of a GenBank genome assembly.
AUGGAUUUCCAACACCGUGUAGGAGGGAAGACUGGUUCUGGUGGUGUAGCAUCGGAAGCUGAAGCUAAUCGCGACCGUAGGGAACGUUUGCGACAACUGGCACUUGACACGAUUGAUCUGAACAAAGACCCGUAUUUUAUGAAAAAUCACUUGGGGACAUACGAAUGUAAACUGUGCCUUACUUUGCACAAUAAUGAAGGGAGCUACCUUGCACACACUCAAGGGAAAAAGCAUCAGUAUAAUUUGCAAAGACGAGCUGUUGAGCAGGCCCGUGAGGCUCCAUCUACAAUGCAACCAGAGCGCGUUAAAGUAGAGCCGAAGAAAUUCAUUAAAAUUGGUCGUCCUGGAUAUAAAGUAACCAAACAAAAGGAUCCGGAUGCUAAUCAACAGUCUAUGCUUUUCCAAAUUGAUUAUCCAGAAAUAGCUGAUGCUUCUGGUGUAAUACCUCGACAUCGGUUUAUGUCUGCUUAUGAACAACAUGUUGAACCACCAGAUAAACGAUGGCAAUACUUAUUGUUCGCUGCUGAACCAUAUGAAACAAUUGCUUUUAAAAUUCCUAGUCGUGAAGUAGAUAAAGACCCCAAGAAGCUGUGGACUUAUUGGAAUUCCAGCUCUAAACAAUUCUUCCUACAGUUCGCUUUCAAACUAGAAAGUCAAUCAUCUUCUACCGCUAUGCUUCGUGAUUUAGAAAUGCAAAAAGCUAAAGCUCAACAUGCCCAACUUCAGCUUCAAUUACCUCCACCGCCACCGCCACCACCUCCGCCUCCACCACAUGCUAUUGGUCUUCCUAUUCCAAGUUUUCUUCUUAAUAUGCCUUUAAAUACCAGCAUGACUAACAUGCCGCCGCCCCCGCCUCCGCCACCAAUUAUGGUUGGAGCAAAAGAUACAAAGCCCUUACUACCUCCUCCUCCUCCACCACCACCUUCAUUCUCACUAGGUGCUCCGCCGCCCCCUCCACCACCGCCCGCGUUUGGAGUAAAUUCUAGUGGUGUAGGGACAAAUGCUUCUUCAGCACCAAUCCCACCACCGCCGCCACCAACACCCCCAGCUUCCCUUCAACUGAAUGGGAACUAA